Molecule: messenger RNA, 2589 nt
Organism: Thermothelomyces thermophilus ATCC 42464
Lineage: Eukaryota; Fungi; Ascomycota; Sordariomycetes; Sordariales; Chaetomiaceae
Exons: 5
Coding region: 1-2160 (719 amino acids)
Biological process (GO): nucleosome assembly; DNA replication-dependent chromatin assembly
Cellular component (GO): nucleus; CAF-1 complex
Molecular function (GO): protein binding
Source: RefSeq, a predicted model, not a curated record
AUGAAGGCGACUCCGUUGAUCAUAAAUUGGCACCACGAUAAUAACAACCCGUACCCGAUUUACUCUGCCCACUUUGAACCCAACGGUAAAGGCCGCCUAGCGACAGGCGCCGGUGACAACAAUGUCCGACUGUGGAAGAUCGAAGAUGAUGGUGACGGUCCGAAGGUCGACUACCUAGCCACCCUCGCCAAGCACACUCAGGCAGUCAACGUCGUCCGCUGGGCUCCCAAAGGCGAGGUCCUUGCAUCUGCUGGCGACGACGGGAACGUGAUCUUAUGGGUCCGAUCCGAAACCCACCACCCAACCUUUGGCUCCGAAGGCCUCGAUGACAAGGAAACAUGGCGGACGAAGCACAUGUGUCGGUCGCUUGGCACGGAAAUUUACGAUUUGGCAUGGUCGCCGGACGCCUCAUUCUUCAUAAUCGGCAGCAUGGACAAUGUCGCGCGGAUCUACAAUGCCGGAACAGGAACUCUUGUGCGUCAGAUUGCCGAGCAUAGCCACUACGUCCAGGGCGUAGCGUGGGACCCGCUGAAUGAGUACAUCGCGACACAGUCAUCAGACCGGUCUGUGCACAUCUAUUCUCUGAGGACGAAGGACGGGCAGUACACACUUCACAACCAUGACGACAAGCCCUCAAAGCUCGCCAGCCAUGCCAAGACGGACCUCCCCCCUCGGCGGAUCCCCUCCAGCAGCCCGGCCCCUCCCGAUACGGGAUAUCGGUCGGUCCUUACGGCGGUGGAUUCUGUCCCGGGCGUCGCGGCGGGCUCGCCUGUCCCCUCGGCCCCGGGAACGCCGACGUCGAUUGCCCUGCCCAUGAACCCUCCCAGCACCAUCACGCAUAGCAGGCGGACAUCGUUCUCGUCGAGACGUUCCGUCUCGCCCGCUCCAUCCAUGCCCCUCCCGGCGGUGAUGCCUAUCGAAGCCUCGCCGAAGCCGCACCACAACGGCAUGAGCAUGGGCGUGAAGAAUGCCAGCCUCUAUGCCAACGAGACGCUGACCUCGUUUUUCCGAAGGCUCACAUUUACGCCUGACGGGAGCCUUCUCCUCACGCCCGCUGGGCAGUACCAGACCCAGCACCAAGUGGAAGGCGCGAAGCCUACGUACGAGGUCAUCAACACGGUUUACAUAUACACUCGGGGUGGUAUAAACAAGCCCCCCAUCGCGCACUUGCCAGGCCACAAGAAGCCGUCGGUUGUAGUGCGAUGUUCCCCGGUCGUGUACACCCUGAGGCAGUCUCCUCCGGUCACCAAGAACAUCACCAUCGACACGUCAUCUGCCGAAGAGCCCAUCCCGUCGCUCCCAGAGCCUCUCUCUAACCCUCCACCGGGCCCGUCGGUUAUGGAUCCGCCGCCUGCGCCGGUUUCGGCAGAGGCAUCUGGCUCUACUUCAAAGCCGUUGAGCUUGGAAACCGGCGUGCAAGGUCAAGGGCCGAAGUCCGUGUUUGCAUUGCCGUAUCGGAUGGUGUACGCUGUGGCGACCCAAGAUUCAGUCUUCUUGUACGACACGCAGCAAUACACGCCUAUAUGUGUCGUGAGCAAUCUUCAUUGUGCCACGUUCACGGACUUGACUUGGUCGAGCGACGGCUUGACACUGUUGAUCUCGUCGUCGGAUGGGUUCUGCUCGACGCUGACGUUCGAGCCCGGUGAACUCGGCACCGUGUAUACGGGAGAAAUUGGGCCUCCAAAAGCGCCGGCAGCGAACGCAUCCAGCCAGAACACGCCGGCGCCAACGCCCACCUCUGUGCUCGCGCCUCCCUCGCCGUUCCCGAACGGGUCUCAUCACAGGCACCGGGACUCUGCCAGCUCGCUCACGGCGCCGUCGCCGCCGCCGCCGACAGCCUCCUUUGUCAACCAGCGGGCAGCGUCCCCAGCGCGGUCGACCUCGAGCGCGGCGUCCCAGACGGGCGUGCUUAGCAACCCGCCCCUCAUCGCCGGACAGGUGCCCAGCAUAGCCGCCACGAACUCGAGCAAGGUCGUAGGUCUCCCGGUUACGACGCCGCCCGAGACCCCCGGGACAUCGUUUACCGGGUCCACGGGCACGAAGAGGGACCCGGCCGAGGGCGAGACGGACGAAGCGUCCGGCGGCAAGCCCAAGCGGAGGCGGAUUGCGCCCACGCUGGUAACGCAGCCCAGCACCAGCGGCGAUGAGUCCAAGACAUGACGUUCUGUGGGACGUUUGUUGGCGGGAUAAAAAUAGUCGGGUCUUCAUAGGGCGUGUGGAAUAUACGAAGGAAAGGAUGGCGUUGGGGAUUAGGGGGCCUCUUUUUUGUGGAAAACUGGAAUCGGCACGGUCUGUCUGUCUCGUCUCUGCUGACACGACCUAGCAAAGCCUCUCAUUACUCAGUACGGAUUGCAUUGCUCCAAUUGGCUGGGCAGGAUUUGUUUGCAUUUUGGCGGUGGUGCUGGCAGGGUAGCGAUCGGUAUUUUGUUCCAUUUUCUUUCAUUCUUUUCAUUAUUCUUCUUUCCUUCUUCUUCGGUUCUUUUACCCCUUUAUUUUUAUUUUUAUUUUUUUGUCUCUCUGCAGUUUAACCUAGUAUGUCACCUUGCAACAACCCUAAGACGAAGUCGGGAAACAUGAUAUGAAAUAUGU